GCCAGGCGGCGGCGGCAGCGACUGGGGAUUCUCCGGGUGAAGCUUUAUUCUAAGACUAUUUCAUCUAGUUUGUGAAGUCAAAUUACAUUGACUCUAAAUGUUAACAAAGUGUUAAAAGACUGCUUGGUCAUGAGCACAGACAGUAACUCAUUGGCACGUGAAUUUCUGACCGAUGUCAACCGGCUUUGUAAUGCAGUGGUUCAGAGGACAGAGGCCAGGGAGGAAGAGGAGGAAGAGACACACAUGGCAACCCUUGGGCAGUACCUUGUCCAUGGGCGAGGAUUUCUGUUACUUACCAAGCUAAAUUCUCUCAUUGAUCAGGCGUUGACGUGCAGAGAAGAACUCCUGACUCUGCUUCUGUCGCUGCUGCCCCUUGUGUGGAAGAUACCUGUUCAGGAGCAGCAGGCAGCAGAUUUUAAUUUGCCAUUGUCAUCUGAUAUAAUCCUGACCAAAGAAAAGAACUCAAGUUCACAUAGAUCUACUCAGGAAAAAUUAUGUUUAGAAGGAAGUGCCCCAUCUGGUCAGGUUUCUACAAAAGUAAAUGCUUUUCGAAAAAGCAGACGACAGCGUAAAAGUACCCAUCGCUAUUCUAUAAGAGAUGCUCGAAAAACACAGCUCUCCACCUCUGACUCAGAAGGCAACUCAGAUGAGAAAAGCACGGCAGUGAGUAAGCACAGAAGGCUCCAUGCACUGCAGCGUUUCGUAACCCAGUCUCCUGAAGACCACCUCUCACCUAGACUAAGCUCCUUUGUAACCAAAGAGCAGGUGUCUCCUGAUACCAUGGCUUUGAGAAACUCCACAGAGACUACUCCGAGGCAGGAGUCAAGCACUGACAUUUUAAGUGAACCAGCUGCCUUGUCUAUUCUCAGUAACAUGAAUAAUUCUCCAUUUGACUUAUGUCAUGUUCUGUUGUCCUUAUUGGAAAAAGUUUGUAAAUUUGACAUUACUUUGAAUCAUAAUUCUGCCCUUGCAGCCAGUGUAGUGCCGACACUGACUGAAUUCCUAGCAGGCUUUGGGGACUGCUGUAAUCUAAGUGACAAGCUGGAGAAUGAAGUGGUUUCUGUAAGUUGGACCGAAGAACCCGUGGCUUUAGUUCAGAGGAUGCUCUUUCGAACAGUGUUGCAUCUCAUGUCAGUAGAUAUUAGUGCUGCAGAGGUCAUGCCGGAAAGUCUUAGAAAAAAUUUAACUGAAUUGCUUAGGGCAGCUUUAAAAAUUAGAACUUGCUUAGAAAAGCAGCCUGAUCCUUUUGCACCAAGACAAAAGAAAACACUACAGGAGGUCCAGGAGGGCUUUAUGUUUUCCCAGUUUCGUCAUAGAGCCCUUCUUUUACCUGAGCUUCUGGAAGGAGUUCUACGGAUCCUGAUCUGUUGUCUUCAAAGUUCAGCUUCAAAUCCCUUCUACUUCAGUCAAGCCAUGGAUCUGGUUCAAGAAUUCAUUCAGCACCAAGGAUUUAAUCUAUUUGAAACAGCAGUUCUUCAAAUGGAAUGGCUAGUUUCAAGAGAUGGAGUUCCUCCAGAGGCCUCACAACAUCUGACAGCCCUAAUAAAUAGUGUGAUGAAAAUCAUGAGCACUGUGAAAAAAGUAAAAUCAGAGCAACUUCAUCACUCAAUGUGUACGAGAAAAAGGCACAGACGCUGUGAGUAUUCUCACUUUAUGCAUCACCACCGAGAUCUCUCCGGACUUCUGGUUUCAGCUUUUAAAAACCAGCUUUCCAGAAACCCCUUUGAAGAGACUGCGGAUGGAGAUGUUCAUUAUCCCGAGCGGUGCUGCUGUAUUGCAGUGUGUGCUCAUCAGUGCUUGCGCUUGCUGCAGCAGGCUUCUUUGGGCAGCACCUGUGUCCAGAUUCUAUCAGGCAUUCAUAGUGUUGGAAUAUGCUGCUGUAUGGAUCCCAAAUCUGUAAUCAUCCCUUUGCUGCAUGCUUUUAAAUUGCCAGCACUGAAAAAUUUUCAGCAGCAUAUAUUGAAUAUCCUUAACAAACUUAUUUUGGAUCAGUUGGGAGGUGCAGAGAUACCACAGAAAAUUAAAAAAGCAGCGUGCAACAUUUGUACUGUGGACUCUGACCAGCUGGCCAAGUUAGAAGAGACACUGCAGGGCAGCUUGUAUGCUACCGAACCUGCCUCGGGUGCACCCAGUCCUUCCUACAGAUUUCAGGGGAUCCUGCCCAGCAGUGGAUCUGAAGACUUGCUGUGGAAGUGGGAUGCAUUAGAGGCUUAUCAGAAAUUUGUUUUUGAAGAUGACGGAUUACAUAGUAUACAGAUUGCAAAUCACAUUUGUAACUUAAUCCAGAAAGGCAAUGUAGUUAUUCAGUGGAAGUUGUACAAUUACCUGUUUAAUCCUGUGCUGCAAAGAGGAGUUGAACUAGCACAUCACUGUCAACAUCUCAACAUUACUUCUGCUCGAACUCAUAUGUGCAACCACCUGAAACGGUGUCUGCCGCAGGAAGUGCUUCAGGUUUAUUUAAAAACUCUGCCUAUCCUGCUUAAAUCCAGGGUAAUAAGAGAUUUGUUUUUAAGAUGUAAUGGAAUAAAUCAAAUAAUUGAAUUAAAUUACUUAGAUGGUAUUCGAAGUCAUUCCCUAAGAGCAUUUGAAACUCUGAUAAUCAGCCUAGGGGAACAACAGAAAGAUGUUUCAACCCCAGGUAUCGAUGGAUCACACACUGAAGAGAAGGAGCCCUUGUCCUCAAAUACAGGGGCCCCUUUUCAUGACCAUCAGGCUUAUUCAGAUUCUCCUCAAAGCCUCAGCAAAUUCUAUGCUGGUCUCAAAGAAGCUUAUCCAAAGAAAUGGAAUACUGUUCACCAAGAUGUUCAUAUCAACACCAUAAACCUCUUCCUCUGUGAGGCAUUUUUAUGUGUAAGUAAAGAAGCAGAGUUGGAUAGGGAGUCGGCCAAUGAGUCAGAAGAUACUUCUGGCUAUGACAGUACAGCCAGUGAGCCUUUAAGUCAUGCGCUGCCAUGUUUGUCUCUUGAGAGCCUCGUCUUGCCUUCUCCUGAGCAUAUGCACCAAGCAGCAGACGUGUGGUCCAUGUGUCGUUGGAUUUACAUGUUGAGCUCAGUCUUCCAGAAACAGUUUCAUAGGCUUGGUGGUUUCCGAGUGUGCCAUAAGUUAAUAUUUAUGAUAAUACAGAAAAUAUUCAGAAAUCAUGAAGACAAGCAAGGGGAAAGGCAGGGAAAUAUAAAUGUAAUUGAAAACCAAGACUUGGUCAGAACUUCUCAACAGGAGAAAGCAAGGAAGGAAGAUUUGUCAUCUCUGACUACAACAAAGGACCACACACCACCUGAUCGGGGUAGUCUGAAAAACAAUGCUGACAGUGUAGGUGAAUUAGAAUCACAGUGUAUUUCUUCCAUAAACAUGGAGCCUAUUUCAUCUACUGAAGCUACUCCUGAGGAAGCAAAGGUGUUUAGGAGGCGAGAAAGUGAGACCGCACUUCAGAGCAUACGACUUUUGGAAGCCAUUCUGGCCAUUUGUCUUCAUAGUGCUAGAAACAGUCAACAAAAGAUAGAAUUGGAGUUACCUAAUCAGAACUUGUCUGUGGAAAAUAUAUUGUUUGAAAUGAGGGAUCAUCUUUCCCAGUCAAAAGUGACUGAGACAGAAUUGGCAAAGCCUUUGUUUGAUGCCCUGCUUAGAGUUGCCCUGGGGAAUCAUUUAGCAGAUUUUGAACAUCCUGAUGCUGUGACAGAGAAGAGUCAUCAGUCUGAGGAAGAGUUGUCUUCCCAACCUGGAGAUUUUUCAGAAGAAGCUGAAGGUCCUCAGUGUUGUAGUUUUAAACUUCUGGUUGAAGAAGAAGGUUAUGAGGCGGAUAGUGAAAGCAAUCCUGAGGAUGGCGAAACCCGGGAUGACGGGGUAGAUUUAAAACCUGAAGCAGAAGGUUUCAGUGCAUCAGUCAGUCCAAAUGACUUGAUUGAAAAGCUCACUAAAGGGGAAAUAAUAUAUCCUGAGAUUUGCAUGCUGGAAUUAAAUUUGCUUUCUGCUAGCAAAGCUAAACUUGAUGUGCUUGCUCAUGUAUUUGAGAGUUUUUUGAAAAUUAUCCAGCAGAAAGAAAAGAACAUUUUUCUACUCAUGCAACAGGGAACUGUGAAAAAUCUUUUAGGAGGGUUCUUGAGUAUUUUAACACAAGCUGAUUCUGAUUUUCAAGCAUGCCAGAGAGUACUGGUGGAUCUCCUGGUGUCUUUGAUGAGCACAAGAACAUGUUCAGAAGAACUAACCCUUCUUUUGAGGAUAUUUCUGGAGAAAUCUCCUUGUACAGAAAUUCUUCUUCUGGGUCUUCUGAAAAUUGUGGAAAGUGAUGUUACUAUGAGCCCGUCACAGUAUCUGACCUUUCCAUUGCUGCAUACCCCAAGCUUAAGCAAUGGGGUCUCACCACCAAAGUGUCCCGGGAUCCUAAACAGCAAGGCCAUAGGCUUACUGCGAAGAGCACGAGUUUCACGGUCCAAGAAAGAGGUUGACAGAGGAAAUUUCCCACAUCGGCUGCUUUCCUCUUGGCACAUAGCCCCAAUCCACUUGCCAUUGCUGGGGCAGAACUGCUGGCCACACCUAUCAGAAGGUUUCAGUAUCUCAUUGUGGUUUAAUGUGGAGUGUAUCCAUGAAUCUGAGAGUGCCACAGAGGAAGGAAAGAAGAUAAAGAAAAGAAACAAAUCCUUGAUUGUACAAGACAGCAGUUUUGAUGGAGCAGAGAGCGAAAAACCAGAAGGUGCAGAGUAUACAAAUCCCGGUGAAAGACUCAUCGAAGAAGGCUGCAUCCAUUUAAUUUCCCUGGGAUCCAAAGCGUUGAUGAUCCAAGUGUGGGCUGAUGCGCACAAUGGCACUUUUAUCUUUCGUGUAUGCAUGGAUUCAAAUGAUGAUAUGAAAGCUGUUUUACUAGCACAGGUUGAAUCACAGGAAAAUAUUUUCCUCCCAAGCAAAUGGCAGCAUUUAGUACUCACCUACCUCCAGCAGCCUCAAGGGAAAAAGAAUGUACAUGGGAAAAUCUCCACAUGGGUCUCUGGACAGAGGAAGCCUGAUGUCACUUUGGACUUUAUGCUUCCAAGAAAAACAAGUUUGUCAUCAGAUAGCAAUAAAACAUUUUGCAUGAUUGGCCAUGGCUUAUCAUCUCAAGAAGAGGUUUUGCAGUUGUCUGGAAAAUGGGACCUGGGAAAUUUGCUCCUCUUCAAUGGAGCGAAGAUUGGUUCACAAGAAGCCUUUUAUUUAUACGCCUGUGGACCCAAUUAUACAUCCAUAAUGCCGUGUAAAUACGGCAAGCCCGUGAAUGACUGCUCCAAGUAUAUUAAUAAAGAAAUUUUGCGAUGUGAACAAAUCAGAGAACUUUUUAUGAAUAAAAAAGAUGUGGAUGUUGGUCUCCUAAUUGAAAGUCUUUCCAUUGUUUAUACAACUUAUUGUCCUGCUCAGUAUACCAUCUAUGAGCCAGUGAUCAGACUAAAAGGUCAGGUGAAAACCCAGCUCUCUCAAAGACCCUUCAGUUCAAAAGAAGUCCAGAGCAUCUUGCUAGACUCUCCUCAACUAAAAAACCUCAAGCCUACUGAGUGUAAAACGAUUCAAGGCAUUCUGCACGAGGUUGGCGGAGCUGGUAUCUUUGUUUUUCUCUUUGCUAGGGUUGUUGAACUUAGUGACUGUGAAGAAACUCAGGCAUUGGCACUGCGAGUCCUGCUCUCCUUAGUUAAAUUCAACCAACAGAGAGCUCAUGAAUUAGAAAAUUGUAAUGGGCUUUCUAUGAUUCAUCAGGUGUUGAUCAAACAGAAAUGCAUUGUUGGCUUUCACAUCUUGAAGACCCUUCUUGAAGGUUGCUGUGGGGAAGAUGUUAUCCAUAUCAAUGAGAAUGGAGAGUUCAAGUUGGAUAUAGAGUCUAAUGCUAUAAUCCAAGAUGUUAAACUUUUAGAGGAGCUACUGCUUGACUGGAAGAUAUGGAAUAAAGCAGAGCCUGGCGUGUGGGAGACUCUGCUCGCAGCUCUGGAAGCCCUCAUCCGCGCAGAGCACCAGCAGCAGUGGUUUAACACGCAGCAGUUGCUGAAAGCCCGGGCGGUGCACCACUUCCUGCUAAUGUGUCAGGUUCUGCAGGAACACAAAGAGGGGCAGCUUACAUCCAUGCCCCGAGAGGUUUGUAGAUCAUUUGUGAAAAUUAUUGCAGAAGUCCUUGGAUCUCCUCCAGAUUUGGAAUUAUUGACAAUUAUCUUCAAUUUCCUUUUAGCAGUUCACCCUCCUACUAAUACUUACGUUUGUCACAACCCCACAAACUUCUACUUCUCUUUGCAUAUAGAUGGUAAGAUCUUUCAGGAGAAAAUGCAGUCAAUCAUGUACCUGAGGCAUUCUAACAGUGGAGGGAGAUCCCUUGCUAGCCCUGGAUUUGUGGUAAUAAGCCCAUCUGGUUUUACUGCUUCACCACCUGAAGGAGAUAGUUCCUCCACUGUUAUUCCACAGCCGAUGGCUGCCCACUUGCUGCGUUCCAGAAGCCUGCCAUCAUUUCCUACCUGUCCACAAGUGCAGCCACUAAAACUGACUGGAAGUUUGGGUUGUAGUAUUGACAAGUUACGAAACAUUGUAGAUAUGUAUGUUGCUGCCCAGCCAGAGACACAGAACCCUUUAGAGGAGUUCAAUGUGCUGAAAACAGGCAAAGAGGAUGCACUCAUCAGUAGCUGCGAGUCUGCCAAAACUGUCUGUGAAGUGGAUGCUGCUUUCACAGCCCACAACUUUGCCAGUGUUGUCCCAAAAGGAACACUGGGAUCUCCUGUGGUCAGAGUAGAUCACAAAGACCUAGGAGCAGAACCCCGGUCAGAUGAUGAAAGCCCUGGGGAUGAGUCCUGCCCACGCCGACCAGACAACCUGAAGGGACUGGCCUCAUUCCAGCAAAGCCACAGCACCAUUGCAAGUCUUGGGCUAGCUUUUCCUUCACAGAAUGGAUCUGCAGCUGUGGGCCGGUGGCCAAGUCUUGUUGACAGGAACACUGAGGACUGGGAAAACUUUGCCUUUUCUCUUGGUUACGAGCCAAACUAUAACUGUGCUGCAAGUGCUCACAGUGUAACUGAAGACUGUUUAGAACCUGUCUGCUGUGGACUGUAUGAACUCUUAAGUGGCGUUCUUCUCAUCCUGCCUGAUGUGAUGCUUGAGGAUGUGAUGGACAAGAUCAUUCAAGCAGAUACACUUUUAGUCCUCGUUAACCACCCUUCACCAGCUAUACAACAAGGAGUUAUUAAACUCUUACAUGCAUAUUUUAAUAGAGCAUCUAAGGAACAAAAAGAUAAAUUUCUGAAGAAUCGUGGCUUUUCCUUGUUAGCCAACCAGUUAUAUCUGCAUCGAGGGACUCAGGAAUUGUUAGAAUGCUUCAUUGAAAUGUUCUUUGGUCGACAUAUUGGCCUUGAUGAAGAAUUUGACCUGGAAGACGUAAAGAACAUGGGACUUUUUCAGAAGUGGUCUGUCAUUCCUAUUCUGGGACUAAUAGAGACCUCUCUGUAUGACAACAUACUCUUGCAUAAUGGUCUUUUACUUCUUCUCCAAAUUUUAAAUUCUUGUUCUAAGGUAGCAGACAUGUUGUUGGAUAAUGGUCUGCUCUAUGUGUUAUGUAACACAGUAGCAGCUUUGAAUGGAUUAGAAAAAAGCCUUCCUGUGAAUGAAUACAGAUUGCUUGCCUGUGACAUACAGCAACUUUUCAUAGCAGUGACGAUUCACGCAUGCAGUUCCUCGGGCUCACAGUAUUUUAGAGUUAUUGAAGACCUUAUUGUACUCCUUGGAUAUCUUCAAAAUAGCAAAAACAAGAGGACACAAAAUAUGGCUAUUGCUCUGCAGCUUAGAGUCCUCCAGGCGGCCAUGGAGUUCAUAAGGAGCACUGCGAAUCAUGACUCUGAAAGCCUUCCUGAUUCAGUCCACUUACCUUCUGCCCCCCAUCAUGUUGUGUUUCAGAAGCGGAGGAGCAUUGCUGGUCCUAGAAAAUAUCCCCUGGCUCAGACAGAAUCUCUUCUGACAAAAAUGCGCUCAGUGGCCAGCGACGAGCUCCACACCAUGAUGCAGAGAAGAAUGAGCCAGGAGAGCCCUAGCCAGGCCACUGAGGCAGAGCUCGCCCAGAGGCUGCAGAGGCUCACUGUCCUAGCAGUCAACAGGAUUAUUUACCAAGAGUUUAAUUUAGACAUUAUUGACAUUUUAAGAACUCCAGAAAAUGCAACUCAAAACAAGACCUCAAUUUCCCAGACUGAAAUUUCUGAGGAAAAUAUGCAUCAUGAACAGCCUUCUGUUUUCAACCCAUUUCAAAGAGAGAUGUUCACCUACCUGGUUGAGGGAUUCAAGGUAUCUAUUGGUUCAAGUAAAGUCAAUGGUUCUAAGCAACAGUGGAUUAAAAUUCUAUCAUCUUGUAAGGAAACCUUCCGAAUGCAGCUUGGAAGACUACUUGUGCAUAUUUUAUCACCAGCCCACACUGCACAAGAAAGAAAGCAGAUAUUUGAAAUAGUUCAUGAACCAAAUCAUCAGGAAAUACUUCGAGACUGUCUCAGCCCAUCCCUGCAACAUGGAGCCAAGUUAGUUUUGUAUUUGUCAGAGUUGAUACAUAAUCACCAAGACGAGCUGACUGAAGAGGAACUAGACACAGCAGAACUACUGAUGAAUACUUUAAAAUUAUGUGGUCACAAGUGCAUCCCUCCCAGCACACCAUCAAAACCAGACCUUAUUAAAAUGAUCAAAGAGGAACAAAAGAAAUAUGAAACUGAAGAAGGCGUGAACAAAGCUUCCUGGCAGAAAACAGUUAAUAAUAAUCAGCAAAGUCUCUUUCAGCGUCUCGAUUCAAAAUCAAAGGAUAUAUCUAAAAUAGCUGCAGAUAUCACACAGGCAGUGUCUCUUUCCCAGGGAAUUGAGAGGAAAAAGGUGAUCCAGCACAUCCGAGGAAUGUACAAAGUUGACCUGAGUGCCAGCAGACACUGGCAGGAGCUCAUUCAGCAGCUGACACAUGAUAGAGCUGUCUGGUAUGACCCCAUCUACUAUCCAACCUCAUGGCAGUUGGAUCCCACAGAAGGGCCAAACCGAGAGAGGAGACGUUUGCAGAGAUGUUACUUAACUAUUCCAAAUAAGUAUCUACUGAGAGAUAGACAAAAAUCAGAAGAUGUGGCCAAACCACCACUCUCUUACCUGUUUGAAGACAAAACUCAUUCCUCUUUCUCUUCUACUGUCAAAGACAAAGCUGCAAGUGAAUCUAUAAGAGUAAAUCGAAGGUGUAUCAGCGUUGCACCAUCUAGAGAGACAGCUGGUGAAUUGUUGUUAGGUAAAUGUGGAAUGUAUUUUGUGGAAGAUAAUGCUUCUGAUACAGUUGAAAGUUCGAGCCUGCAGGGAGAGUUGGAACCAGCAUCAUUUUCCUGGACAUAUGAGGAAAUUAAAGAAGUUCACAAGCGUUGGUGGCAACUGAGAGAUAAUGCUGUAGAAAUCUUUUUAACAAAUGGCAGGACACUUCUGCUAGCAUUCGAUAACACCAAGGUUCGCGAUGAUGUGUACCACAGUAUACUCACAAAUAACCUACCAAACCUUCUGGAAUAUGGCAACAUUACUGCUCUGACAAACCUGUGGUAUACUGGACAAAUUACCAAUUUUGAAUAUUUGACUCACUUAAACAAACAUGCUGGCCGAUCCUUCAAUGAUCUCAUGCAGUACCCAGUGUUCCCAUUUAUACUUGCUGACUAUAUUAGUGAGACCCUGGACCUCAGUGACCCCUCUAUCUAUAGAAAUCUCUCUAAGCCUAUAGCUGUGCAGUACAAAGAAAAAGAAGAUCGCUAUGUGGACACAUACAAGUAUCUGGAGGAAGAGUACCGCAAAGGAGCCAGGGACGAUGACCCCAUGCCCCCAGUGCAGCCCUACCACUACGGCUCCCACUACUCCAACAGUGGCACUGUGCUCCACUUCCUGGUCAGGAUGCCGCCUUUCACCAAAAUGUUCUUAGCUUAUCAAGAUCAAAGUUUUGACAUUCCAGACAGAACUUUUCAUUCUACAAAUACAACUUGGCGCCUCUCAUCUUUUGAAUCCAUGACUGAUGUGAAGGAGCUUAUCCCAGAGUUUUUCUAUCUUCCUGAGUUCUUAGUCAACCGUGAAGGUUUUGAUUUUGGUGUGCGUCAGAAUGGUGAACGGGUUAAUCACGUCAACCUUCCCCCAUGGGCACGUAACGAUCCUCGCCUUUUUAUCCUCAUCCACCGGCAGGCUCUAGAGUCUGACCAUGUGUCCCAAAACAUCUGUCACUGGAUUGACUUGGUGUUCGGGUACAAGCAGAAGGGAAAGGCUUCUGUUCAAGCCAUCAAUGUUUUCCAUCCUGCUACGUAUUUUGGAAUGGAUGUCUCUGCAGUUGAAGAUCCAGUUCAGAGACGAGCCCUAGAGACCAUGAUAAAAACCUAUGGGCAGACCCCUCGUCAGCUGUUCCACACAGCCCAUGCCAAUAGACCUGGAGCCAAACUCAACAUUGAAGGAGAACUUCCAGCUGCUGUGGGGCUGUUAGUACAGUUUGCUUUCAGGGAGACCCGGGAGCAGGUCAAAGAAAUUACCUGUCCGAGCCCUUUGUCAUGGAUUAAAGGCUUAAAGUGGGGAGAGUAUGUGGGCUCCCCCAGCGCUCCUGUGCCUGUGGUCUGCUUCAGCCAGCCCCAUGGAGAACGGUUCGGUUCUCUCCAGGCUCUGCCCACCAGAGCAAUCUGUGGUUUGUCCCGAAAUUUCUGUCUUCUGAUGACUUACAGCAAGGAACAAGGUGUGAGAAGCAUGAACAGUACUGACAUUCAGUGGUCGGCCAUCCUGAGCUGGGGGUAUGCUGACAAUAUCUUAAGGUUGAAGAGUAAGCAAAGUGAGCCGCCAGUGAACUUCAUUCAGAGCUCACAGCAGUACCAGGUGACUAGUUGUGCUUGGGUACCUGACGGUUGCCAGCUCUUCACUGGGAGCAAGUGCGGUGUGAUCACGGCCUACACGAACAGAUUCACCAGUAGCACGCCAUCAGAGAUAGAAAUGGAGACUCAGAUACACCUUUAUGGGCACACGGAAGAGGUGACCAGCUUGUGUGUUUGCAAACCGUACAGCAUCAUGAUAAGCGUGAGCAGAGACGGAACCUGCAUCCUGUGGGACUUGAACAGACUGUGCUAUGUACAAAGUCUGGCAGGACAUAAAAGCCCUGUCACAGCUGUCUCUGCCAGUGAAACCUCAGGUGACAUUGCUACUGUGUGUGAUUCAGCUGGUGGAGGCAGUGACCUCAGGCUCUGGACAGUGAAUGGGGACCUCGUUGGACACGUGCACUGCAGAGAGAUCAUAUGCUCCGUGGCCUUCUCCAACCAACCUGAGGGGAUAUCCAUCAAUGUCAUUGCUGGGGGACUAGAAAAUGGAAUUGUGAGGCUGUGGAGCACAUGGGACCUAAAGCCCGUGAGAGAAAUCACAUUUCCCAAAUCAAAUAAGCCUAUUGUGAGCCUUACGUUUUCUUGUGAUGGCCACCACUUGUACACAGCGAACAGUGAUGGGACGGUGAUCGCCUGGUGUCGGAAGGACCAGCAGCGCAUGAAGCAGCCCAUGUUCUAUUCCUUCCUCAGCAGCUAUGCUGCCGGGUGAACAGAGGGAGCUGUGCGUUCUCCAGAGCACCUCAACUCCAGGGGGAUGGUCGGCUUCACCAGGGCAGGAAGGAGGCUGAGCCUGCAGAAAUAGAUGACUAGGCACACCCUUCAAAUAACCACACACCUGUUCAUCUGCACAGAAUCCCAAAGCCUCCCUGGGCCCUGAGAGGCAAGUCCCGUCCUCAUCGAGGGAUGCUGCGGGAGCUGCGUGAUGCGUACCAGCCAGCCGGGCGAGGGCUUGCGUGGUACAUUAAAUCAUGUUCUCAAAGUGUUUUCCUACCAGGUAUUCUGAAGAAAAAAAUCAGGGUCUCCCUUCAAAAGGGCCAAUAGAAUUUCAAUUGGCUAGCUGGUUAUUUAUAUAAGAUACUCUAAAAAUUAUAUUUGAAAAGUUUUCUGCCUUGAUAUACCCUCACCCCCGACACACCCCAAAAACUGGAAAGAGAAAAAGAUAAUAUAUUUCAGGACUCAAUAAUUGCUUUCUUUGAAAAGCAGGUAAUUCAGUAGGUGCCUCUGCACCAAGCAUUCUGUGGACUAUUGGAAUACUAAGAGGAAACUCCUAAUGAAUCUCAACUUCAGACAGUUUUUGCUGGUUGCCACCUCAGCUCAAGGGAGAAACAGAAUUUUUCGAAAGCCAUGAACAAAAAUAUGGUCAUCUUCAAUUUCAGACAUGUCCUGUUUCUUCAUGAAAUUUUUACUUAAAACCCAUAACACUAGAUAUUGAACAUCCUUAGCUGAAUCACUGAGGAUCAAACACAAUGGUGAAUCUUUUAACAUCUGCCGUUAGCAGUGCCAUUUACAGAGCUUUGAAACCCUCCCCAUGUGCAGGGAAGCCUCUGCUAUGCAGGUGAGCACAGGCAUCAUGCAGCUGGGGUGAAGCAGCUCACCCAAUCUGCAGCUUGGACCGUCUUCCCCAGAACAGAACCACAGAAGUAAAGGAGACAGGUUGCUGUCCUUUAAACAGAAGCAGAGUGAUUCUUUAGGAAGCCAUUUUCACUGCGUUGCUAAUAACCUCUGCCACCUGAAAAUUCUAGGAACAGGAGAAAACUGUUCCACAGCAGACUUACACAACAUGAAGAUGCAGUGCUAAACAUUUUGGAGUAGUUCAUCUCUGCCAUGCAGUGACAGCUAUAUUUUACUUGCGGUGCUGCUUUAGUGGCUUCAAAAACUGCAAAAUAGGCUCAAAAAUAUGUUACCAUGGGAUAAAAAUGUAUAUUCCUGCCUGAGAAUAACUUGCACAUUUGUUUCAGAAAUUUAGUUCACAUGAUGUUUACAGAACUGCUUUUGUAACUUCCAGACUUUCUAAAAUAUUCUGCUUAAAAACCAUAAAAUACAAUUCCAGAGUCUCUGCUGGGAGCUAGGCACAGGGCAAGGCCCGUGGCCCUGUGCACUUUCAACCUCAAACUUAGCGGCUACAUUGAGGUCAUGGUUUGCACAAGCCAGGUGUCCAUUCUGAGGUCCACGUGAGUGCAGAGAUGAGACUAUUCCUAUUCACAUUGAAGUGAUUUGCUUUGUUUAAAAAAAAAUUGCAGCUAUUGUCUAGCUUCCAUUUUUUUUUUACUGAGAACUUUAAAUUACUCUCCUAUUAGAAUAGGGUUGCUACUUGGUCUUUUGUUUUUAGUGCUGGAUUUCAUCAUUUAUCUAAAAAGUCAAUAUGCAAAAUAACUGGUCUUGUUAAGAGUGCAAUAUUCUAUUUUUAUGUAAAAAUAAAAAUUAAUUGGGGGGAUUAUUUAUUCAGCAUGGAACCUAAUAUGUAUAUGUUGGAAACACUUCCUAAUGUGCAUGUUGUAGCAAACAUUCCUGUAAAUUAUCACAAGCUCUGUUAUCUUUGUAUAUACUGCCACUUCAAUUUGGGAAUAAAUUUCAUAAAAAUAGAUUUAAAUACC
Marmota flaviventris (yellow-bellied marmot) is the source of this 13414-nucleotide messenger RNA. It is a transcript of the gene Lyst, whose product is annotated as lysosomal trafficking regulator. Gene Ontology annotation, molecular function: protein binding. The record is from RefSeq and is a predicted model, not a curated record. Lineage: Eukaryota; Metazoa; Chordata; Mammalia; Rodentia; Sciuridae.